AUGCCCCCAAUCCCCAUCCACAAAAACGACCCCAUCCAACCGGUGGCGGCAAAACCCGACGGCGUGACCCCGCAAACCGCAAACCCACCCCCAACACGCACAACACCGGCCUCGAUUCCCGCAACCACAACUGCGGACGCCAACGCCAACCCGCCUCCUCCCCAGCCAGGCGCUCGCCCAAUCCCUCCAACUGCCUCGACGGCGGCGCCAACAUCCUCUUCCUUCUCACCACCUGCCCCGCAACCAGGCUACACAGCAACCCUUUCAACCACCGAAACACGUCUCGGCGGACUACCACCACAAUUCACCAUCCCGCCACCCUCAGACUCUCAACUGGCCGGCCGCUCUACCACAGCCGCGAGGCAGGCCUCAAAGCCUGGCCCCACAACCCUCAACAUGGCGCCCGCAGCUUCGCCUGGAGAGGACGAAAGGAGCCUUGAACACCCACCGGGCUAUGUGCAGAAUUCUGACAAUCGCCUAUAUGCAGCGGAAGGAAGUGCGACAGACGGUCAGCAGGAGAGUGACGGCGGUGUGGGCAGUGCAGCCUGGAAUGUGUUGAACAAAGCCGGGGCGGCGCUGAAGAAAGGAGAGGAGGCAGCUUGGAGGGCUGUUAGGAAUAAGGGUUAG
Lindgomyces ingoldianus is the source of this 627-nucleotide messenger RNA. RefSeq lists its product as uncharacterized. The record is from RefSeq and is a predicted model, not a curated record. NCBI's taxonomy places the organism in Eukaryota, Fungi, Ascomycota, Dothideomycetes, Pleosporales, Lindgomycetaceae. The transcript is spliced from 2 exons. Bases 1 to 627 code for a protein of 208 amino acids.